Molecule: messenger RNA, 2118 nt
Organism: Photinus pyralis (common eastern firefly)
Lineage: Eukaryota; Metazoa; Arthropoda; Insecta; Coleoptera; Lampyridae
Exons: 2
Coding region: 205-2118 (637 amino acids)
Source: RefSeq, a predicted model, not a curated record
UUAUUAUCGAAUUUAUCGUAACGUUAGAGGGGGUAUCUAGGAGGAGUUCGCUAUAUAUGCGAUACAUUAUUCAGAUUUUUCCCAUUCCAAUUCGAUCAUUCGUUGAGAUCAGUCGUAUUGUAUCUGUUGGUGCGAAUUUUAUUAGUCGUAUUUUAUCUGUUAGUGUGUAUUUUCUUAGACGUAUUAUAUCUAUAGACGUGCAAGAUGUUUACCGAUUUAGUAAAACAGAUUGCAAGUAUUUUAAGUGUGCUUAGAACUAAGUAUAGUGGCAAAACCGUGAGGCAAGGGAUAAUUAAGUGUGAUAAGGCUAGACGUAGAAUUCAAGAUUCGAUGCGUAGGUCAUUAUCCAUAGGUGAAAGGCAACAUCUUGAGGCUUGUUUACGUAAUAUUAAAUCGAUGCGUAAACACUUUAAAUUAGAACAAAGGAGAGGCUUGGGUAUAUCUUUGAAUAAAGGAACCUCCACUUCGGCUUUUAGUAAUAGAAAAGAAACCGCAAAAGAUCGCGUGCAUUGGGAUGACUCCAUUUCGGCUUUUAGCAAUAGAAUACGAACUGGAGUUAUCACUAAUCUUAAACAUAAAGACCCCGGCAACUUCUUAAUGGAUUGUAAGACCAUCUUCAAAAGCCGAAUUCAUAACGCGUUGAAGCAAGAUGAGGCUGUGAAAAUAAAUGCGAUUUUUUGCGGGGAAUUUGUGAUUACUCAAGGUGAAAAGAUGCUUAAUGAGUAUAAGUACUUUACAACAUCAAAUGCGGCAAUAUAUAGGGAUACUAACAUAGAUGAGUGGUUUAAGGAGAAGGUUGAGAAACCAAUAAUGAAGAAAUUAUCGGAAUUUCAAGAACGUGAUAGUGGUUGGGGACUUAGUGCCGUUGUUAAUUUAGGAGUGAACAUUAACAAAUUUACACCUCAACUUGGCUCUUCAUAUAUUGAGUUACCUGUCCUGAUUAAGAGAAAAGAAGCUUGUAUCAACGUUAAGAACGAUGACAAUGCGUGCUUUGCGUGGGCGGUGGUUUCAGCGUUGUAUCCUGUUGAUAAACAUCCUCAAAGAAUAUCCAAAUACCCUCACUACUCUUCCGUGCUCAAGCUAAAAGGGAUCCAGUUUCCGAUGACUAUGCGACAAAUUCCGAACUUUGAAAAACAAAACAACAUCUCCAUUAACGUGUAUAUUCUGAAGAAGGAGAAAAAAGACCAAUUUAAUACGUUGCCUACCUACCUAACGAAGGAAAAGAGGGAUAAACAUGUGAACCUGCUUUUAGUGCAAGACUGCUACGAACAAUCGACCAAGUUCCAUUAUGUUUGGAUAAAAAAUCUUUCACGGCUAGUAUCGAAGCAGUUAAGCAAAGAAAAAAGGCAAAAGUAUAUUUGCGAUAGAUGUCUACAUUUUUACCGUUCUGAAGAUAAAUUACAUAAGCAUAUUAAGGAUUGCAUACAAAAGAAUGAUACAGCCAUCAAGAUGCCUACAGAGGAAAAAAAGAUGUUGAAGUUUAAAAAUUUUAAAAAUAAAAUAAAAGCCCCCUUUGUCGUAUAUGCAGAUCUCGAGAGCGUUCUGAAACCUAGCACAAAAAAGACUGCAUACCAACAACAUAUUCCAGCAGCUGUGGGAUACUACUUCAAGUGCUCAUACGAUGAAUCUCUUUCGUUCUACAACAGCUACCGCGGUGAAGACUGUAUGCGAUGGUUUGCUGACGAGAUGAAUAAGCUUGCGGAAGAUGUCUCUACGGUGUUUCUUUGCCCCUACAAGAUGCAUAUGACACCACAGCAGGACCUUGAAUUUCAAGCAGCAACGCACUGCCAUAUUUGUGAACAGUCAUUUAAAUCUGGUCAAAAGAAAGUUCGAGAUCACAAUCACCUUAUCCCGGAGAACAACUUCCGCGGAGCGGCAUGUGAGGGAUGCAACGUCAACUACCAGGACACUCAUACAAUUCCGGUGGUGUUCCACAACUUGAGUGGAUAUGAUGCUCACUUUGUUGUAACAGAUAUUGCCACUAGAAUGGACGGCAAGAUCGACUUGCUCCCUAUAACCAAGGAGAAAUAUAUUUCUUUUACCAAACACAUCAACGAGUCACGCACUGCUUCAGAUUUAUCGAUAGCUUCCGUUCAUGCGUCGGGGCAGAUAAACUAG